UAAUUGUACUAAGCAGACAAAAACUCAUAAGUCAUGAUCAAAUAUGCUACUGACGUGAAUGAGUCCAUGGCCUUGUCUCUGUGUGUAAUUUAUCUGUGCACACGGUCUGAGACCUUCAGUCAAGGCUUAACUGAUAAAAUCACUCAGGUGAGCAGUGGAACCGCAAAACCUCGAAUAAUAUAGUGCGGUUAUGCAUGAAAGGAUCAGCAAAAGACAGCGGAAAGUGGCACGUUCACCGAAGAGGAACGUUUAAUCGGAGCAUUCGUUUAUCACGGAGAACUUACAGCGAUGCACAAUUGAACAGAAUUCAGGUGAACACAUACAUGAAUGCAAGCCCACGAAUGUGACCCAAGAGCACGCGCUGAGGGAUCAAAGCUCCAUAAGCAGCUUUUGCCUUCAUAACAGAGUCAUUGUUGGAUCUGGACUGUUGCUUUUGUACUGCAUUUCAUCUGAUGAAGAUGAUGACGAUGAUAAACCUAAUGAGAGGGUCUGUGAUGAAGAUCCACGGCCUGUCAAGUGCAUCCCGAUGUCUGGCAGCUGAAGGCGGUGUGCGUGGGUUGUCCUCCUCAUCCAGUCCAAGAGUGUGUAUCGUAGGCGGAGGUCCUGCAGGUUUUUACACGGCACAACAGCUCCUGAAGGCUCGGCAGAAUGCAGCCGUAGACAUUUACGAGCGACUGCCGGUGCCGUUUGGACUGGUGCGGUUUGGGGUUGCGCCUGAUCAUCCCGAGGUCAAGAAUGUCAUUAACACUUUUACUCAGACGGCCCAGCAUGAACGAUGCAGCUUCCAUGGCAAUGUGAAUGUGGGUAAAGAUGUGACGAUUGACGAGUUACGACAAGCUUACCACGCUGUAGUGCUGAGUUACGGAGCCGAAGGAAAUCGGUCAAUGGGAAUUCCAGGUGAAGAUUUACCUGGCGUUUUCUCAGCUAAAGACUUUGUCGGAUGGUACAACGGACUGCCCAGUAAUAAGGAGCUGCAUCCAGAUCUCAGCUUUGAGACGGCUGUGAUUCUAGGACAGGGAAAUGUGGCCCUGGAUGUUGCCCGAAUACUUCUGGCACCUGUAGAAAUGCUGAAGGAAACCGAUAUUACCCAGAAUGCACUAGAAGCAUUGGCAGGCAGUAAAGUGCGAAGGGUUUUGAUCGUAGGACGACGAGGACCUCUUCAAAUCGCUUGUACCAUCAAGGAACUCAGAGAGAUGGUCAAUCUGCCAAACACCAGGGCUGACAUGCUGCCCGCUGACUUUGAGGGCAUCGCAGAAGCUUUGAAAGACCUUCCCAGGCCAAGAAAAAGACUGACAGAGUUAAUGAUGAAAGCCGUAAAGGAAGGAGGAGAUGAUAAAGCUGAGAAAUGCUGCGGCUUUCGCUUCUUUCGCAGUCCUGUGGAGGUUCUCGCGGGGGCUGAUGGGAAAAGAGCUACUGGAAUCCGAUUGGCUCUUAAUAAGCUUGAGGGUUCGGGCGAGAGCGCGCGAGCAGAGGUCACCGGUCAGCUGGAGGAUGUGGACUGUGGUCUGAUCAUCAGCAGUAUCGGCUAUAAAAGCAUUCCUAUCGACCCCGCUGUGCCCUUUGACCCCCGAAGAGCCAUCGUGCCCAAUGAGAUGGGAAGAGUGCAGGACACAGCAGGUCUGUACUGCAGCGGCUGGGUCAAACGCGGACCUACCGGUGUGAUUGCAACCACCAUGAACGACAGUUUCGAUACGGCACACGUUUUGAUUCAGGAUAUGGAGGCGGGCAAGCUGGAUCUGUCAGUCAACAAACCGGGCGCUCAAGCGAUCACUGCCCUUCUGCAAACACGAGGUGUGAGAACGGUGCUUUUUUCACAAUGGGAGAAAAUUAAUGCAGAGGAGGAGAAAAGAGGCAAAUCCCAGGGAAAAGCCCGGGAAAAACUUCUGGAUGUGGACGAGAUGCUGAAGAUCGCCUGGUCCUGAGAUCCGACCCGGUGACGCCUACAGGGCUAAUAGAAGCGCUGCCAAGAGCGCACCUGAACUAACUCUGUGCUGUCACAACAGGAAAUCUGUUGACGUGAUAAAAACAUCCAAAAAUAAUCUUGCCCUCACUCUUGUUUCCACUGUUUUUCCUCUGUGGAACAGAAAAGAUAACAUUUGACACAAUUUUCAUGCUGCUCUUCUUCAU
Messenger RNA from Sinocyclocheilus rhinocerous, 2127 nucleotides. It is a transcript of the gene fdxr, whose product is annotated as ferredoxin reductase. The coding region runs from base 453 to 1922 and encodes 489 amino acids. Gene Ontology annotation, molecular function: oxidoreductase activity. The transcript is spliced from 13 exons. NCBI's taxonomy places the organism in Eukaryota, Metazoa, Chordata, Actinopteri, Cypriniformes, Cyprinidae. The record is from RefSeq and is a predicted model, not a curated record.